ACGCACGCGCGCCUCGGGAAGCGUCGAGUCCCGGACGCCCAGAGCGGGCACGGAGCAGGGGGAAGGGAAGCGCGGCUCGGUCGGCGCGGGUGGAGGGGGCGUGAGGCCGGCCUACGGUGGCCGUCGAGGGACGGCGCUACGGCUCCCACGCUGGGCCAAACGCCUCCGGCGGCCGCGCCCGGGCGCCCCUUCACCCGCAGGGCGACCCUCCCCGGGGACGCGUGAACCACGCCCGCAGCCGCCCCGCCGGCGUCCCCAGCCGCGCGCCCCGGCACCAUGCGGCCGCCCUGCGCACGGAGCCCCGAGGGACAGGGGCGCCCGCAGGCCCGGCCCCCAGCACCGCCGGCCGGCCCCGAGGUCCGGGACGCCAGCGCCGCCGCGGAGAGGGCACCGGGCCGACGCCUCCCGCGAGGCUCAGCGGCCGGCUCCCAGGCCUAGGCGCCCAUGACCCCUACGCUGACCGCUGCCUGGACGCCGCCGCCACCACCGCGAGCUAGCGCCGCCGCCACCAGGGCCCAAUGCCGGUCAUGCCCAUCCCGAGGCGGGUGCGCUCCUUCCACGGCCCGCACACCACCUGCCUGCAUGCAGCCUGCGGGCCCGUGCGCGCCUCCCACCUGGCCCGUACCAAGUACAACAACUUCGACGUGUAUAUCAAGACGCGCUGGCUGUACGGCUUCAUCCGCUUCCUGCUCUACUUCAGCUGCAGCCUGUUCACCGCGGCGCUCUGGGGUGCUCUGGCCGCCCUCUUCUGCCUACAGUACCUGGGCGUUCGCGUCCUGCUGCGCUUCCAGCGCAAGCUGUCGGUGCUGCUGCUGUUGCUGGGCCGCCGGCGCGUGGACUUCCGCCUGGUGAACGAGCUGCUCAUCUACGGCAUCCAUGUCACCAUGCUGCUAGUCGGGGGCCUGGGCUGGUGCUUCAUGGUCUUCGUGGACAUGUGAGGGCCGUGGGCGCGAGCUUGAUGUAUCGUCCCGGCCUGUGGCUGUGUUCUUUACAUGGGUGGGACUGCCCAUCCCGCAGGCAGUCGCUGCUGCCUGGCGCCCACGGAGAGAGAAGAAAGGGCUGAGACUUCCGUGAUGGGGGUGCGGAUGCCGCCCCUAGGCUGGCUUCCUGCGUCCAUCCUCCCCAUGUGCACUCUCAGGGGCGGCGCCCACCUGCAGGUGGCUCCUGCUCACACGUCUUCAGGUCAUACUGCGGAGUGGGCCGUCUGUUCUGCCUCUCUGUGGGCUUCUCUCCAGGUCUACAGCUGCCAGGGACUUUAGACAUCACCCUGGGAGGCCUGUGGACACAGAGGGCUGUGUGCCCAGGAACAAAUCCGGAGGGGGGGCCAUCCUGGCUGCACGGUCCCUUCCUGCGUUCCCUGGUCUCAGCCCCAGCCGAUGGGACACGGAAGGCUCCCCUCGCUGACACACCACACUGCCACAAAGCUGCUUACUCUGCCCUGGGCCGCCUGAGUCCUGGCACUGCCCUCGUACCACUGUCACCCUGAGGGGCUGUGUGGGUCCUGAGUCCCCAGCCAGCAUUCAGGGUCUCCUUGGAUUGUGUAGAUGCAGUCUAGCGGGGGGCAGAGAGGGGCUCAGGUGGGAGGGGCCUCAGCAGGCUCUCAGCUCAGGGGCUGGCCUGGGGGAACCCUGGGAGCCAAGGGCUGACUCCAGCAACACUGGCCUGUCUGCCUGUUCCGGGAGGGCUGUGAGGAUGUCCUCAGAUGCUGUGGAUUUCUGGGGAGGCACCUCCAUUCCUUUCUGGGUUUUUUUUGCAGAGGAGGGCUUUGGGCCUCUUUCUUUGGGGGAACAUCCUCAAAGAAAGCGUGGGAGAUCAAGGCUGCAGUGAGCUGGAAUGGAGACUUGCGUGUCCCAAGUGUCCACAGCAGGUGGCAGAGGUCUCAAUGUGGCAACCACAGCCCCGGAGCCUGUGUGGUACCAGCAGCAUCUUAGAGCCCCCGGUAUAUGCUGAGAUCCUAUCCCACGCUGCCCUCCAGUGACUGGGGGGCCCAAAUGAUGGCACAGAGGCAGGUGGACUGGAGGGGCACAGAUGCCUGUGUUCAGGGAGGGCGGCCACCAUGGGCCGGGGUCUCACCCAGGACCCCUUGCUCUGCUCCUCGGCCUUGCAGUCCCGGUAGCACUAUGGUGGACUGCCCAUGGCCGUGUGGCUUUGGGGGCAAGUGGGAGGGUGCCCUGAAUAAUGGUUACAGGGACAACAGGCAGAGCUGCCCUAAAGCAGGACACAGGGUGUGGUACUGACAACCCUAGUGUCACCCCAAAUCCAUGUCCACACACUCCGGGCAUGGGUGGGACUUAUGACCCUGCCCUGUCAGGUGGACUAGUGGCCCAGGAGCCAGGAGGACAGUUGUGUGCCACUGGAAGAGAAACUUUUUGAAAAACCCUAAAUCAGGUAGAGAAAGCAAAAAAUCUUUGGCCGUAAACCGUGCUCUAAUUUGUUGGCAGCUUCUGUGGAUGACCUCCGUUGAGCCCGGGCUGUGUCCAGGCCCUGGGCAGGCGGGCAGGAGUUUUCCUGCGUGGGCCUCAUUUCUUGCUGCAGAGAAUCUUUUGCACUAAGUCACGCUGUUUCCUCAAAGAAGCUUUGUUUUUUGUUAACGUGUUACUCAGAGUCACCCAGGCCUCUUGGCUGAGGGUGAAGGUGGGGCGGGAGGCAGGAGGGGGUGGCAGUGCCGCUUGUGUGGUGUCAACGCUGCAGGGAGUUGCGGCACCUUGGUGCCCUCUGAGCACCUGGCCGCCUGCUGUCCCCAGUGCCUGUGAAAUUCGUCAUGAGAUGACCCACCUGCAUUAAACCUAUUUUUUUAAUGUGUUGA
Molecule: messenger RNA, 2806 nt
Organism: Chlorocebus sabaeus (green monkey)
Lineage: Eukaryota; Metazoa; Chordata; Mammalia; Primates; Cercopithecidae
Gene: TMEM250
Product: transmembrane protein 250
Source: RefSeq, a predicted model, not a curated record